Messenger RNA from Prunus armeniaca (apricot), 612 nucleotides. Lineage: Eukaryota; Viridiplantae; Streptophyta; Magnoliopsida; Rosales; Rosaceae. The record is from the annotation of a GenBank genome assembly.
AUGGACGACCAAAGCAAUCUGAUGAGGCAAUUCCUCAACCAAAUGAGCUUGGCUCAAAAUCUUGGCUUUGGACAACUGGGCGAAGAGAAAAGGAUGGACGACUGCACCGGUAGGCAGCUCGACAGGUAUCAAGCAGGUCGAGCAGGAGUGAGCAUACAAGACGAGGGACAACAACGUGAUAGACCUCUCAACAUGUCGCAAGCAUCUGCAAGCCACACUCAGAGCAGAUUAAGCUUAAGGAAAAACGUGCGCAAAAGGCUGGGCCCACUACUUGACAUUCGCGCUCGCCUGAGCUCGCAGGGAAACGUACAUCAAAGGCUAGGCCCCCAGGGAGGUCAGCUAGACAACCAUCGCAACGAGGAUCGUGAAGAAAGGCGCUCAGCUGUCCACUCUCAGAGGAGUAUUCACGAAAGGCUAGGCCCCCAAGGUGGUCAGCUGGAUAACCCUCAUAAUGAGGAUUAUGAGGAAAGGAGCUCUGCUACUCACUCUCGAAGAGUUGAUUCUCGUUGGCAAGCUACAGAAAAUCCUUCGCAAGGGCAGUCCACCAACACACCGCCUAGGCAGCGCAGGCGAGAAGGUCGACCCUCGCAGACCAACGAGGAGGUCAAUUAG